Molecule: messenger RNA, 1745 nt
Organism: Trifolium pratense (red clover)
Lineage: Eukaryota; Viridiplantae; Streptophyta; Magnoliopsida; Fabales; Fabaceae
Exons: 9
Coding region: 82-1470 (462 amino acids)
Source: RefSeq, a predicted model, not a curated record
UCUGAUAAAAAAGAAAGGUCCUUUUUUUCUGAUCUCUCAGAAAGAAUUGUACUCAAAGCCAUUAGUAUUAUUUUUGGCCAAAUGGGUGUCGAUCAAUGUCAUCGGCGGUGGCUAUGGCGGUGUUUUCUCCUUUUUAUCGGAAUACUAACCGUUUCAACCACCAUAACCGCUUCCGACACUCACAAUAAGCGCGAACAUCUUGUCUCUAGAAUUGCCUUUGGAUCAUGUUCCAACCAAAGUGCUCCUCAGCCUAUAUGGGAUGCAGUGUUAGACUUCAAUCCCCAAAUAUUUAUAUUGCUGGGAGAUAACAUUUACGGAGACAACAAACGUCCUUUUAAAAUAUUUGGACGGGAAAGGACAAUUGGGCCAUGGAAGAAUGUUCCGCGAUUCCUUCCUGCCUCUGAGCAGGAAAUGGAGGCUAAAUACCAGAAGGCUAAGUCAAAUCCUGGCUAUGCUCGGGUUAAAGAGAGUGCUGAGGUUAUUGGUACAUGGGAUGAUCAUGACUAUGGAUUAAACGAUGCAGGAAAAGAAUUUCAUGGAAAAAGGACCAACCAAAAGUUACUUCUUGACUUCUUGGAUGAACCAGAAGAUAGCCCAAGGAGGAAACAAGCUGGUGUCUAUACCUCGUAUACAUAUGGUCCCAUGGGCAAAGAUGUCAAGGUUGUUCUCUUAGAUACCAGAUACCACAGAGAUCCUAUAGGAAGUGAUGGAACCAUUUUGGGGAAUUCACAAUGGUCAUGGUUGGAGAGCGAGCUAAAUGGUCCACCAACAGCCCUUACAGUAAUUGGAUCUUCUAUUCAAGUUAUAUCAAAUCUAUCAGCAGCUGUUCAACCGAUGUUCUCUAUGGAAUCAUGGGGUCGUUUUCCAAAGGAAAGAGAUCGCCUUUUCAAAUUAAUAGCAGAUAGUAAGAGAGGUGGAGUUUUAUUUAUAAGCGGAGAUGUUCACUUUGGCGAAAUUACAAGAUACGACUGUGCUACGGACUAUCCACUAUUUGAUAUUACCUCAAGCGGGCUUACUCAAUCUGUUGAGGAGGUUCUUCCGCAUUUCUUACAUUCUCUAGUGAGAUUUGUGGCAUGGUUAACGCCGUCUACUAUGAGAGUUAGGGGACCAAAUUGCAAAUACACAUCUUGUGUAUAUGGCCAGCCAAACUUUGGAACCAUUGAGAUAGAUUGGGACUCUCAUCCAGUGAGUGUGAAAUUCGACGUCCGAGACAAGAAUGGGGUCGCCGUUACAGGUGUCAAUAUUCCAUUAUUGGAAUUACAUCCAUCAAAUUCAGAGACUCGUGACGGAGUAAAAGGAGAUAAUCAGAGGCAUUGCACUCUUGAAGUUAGUCUGCCGUGGAUUAAAAGAUAUCGCCUGGCGAUUUUCUUUUAUUUCACGAUAGGCAUGUUGGUCCUUGCAUUGAUAGGACUUGUUUAUGCAUCUGUCUCAAUUUUUCGACUUGGAGGAUGCAAACGAAAGCACGAGUGACACACUUAGAUAAAUACAAAUCAGCAAAAGGGAGCAUGUGUAAUAUCUUCUCCUUUGUAGAUUUAAGCUUAAUAGUGGUUAUAGGCCAAUAAGAUAUAUAGAGUAUUAUUCUAAUGUUUUCACUAGUAUGUAUAUUUAGUGUGUUUGGUUUCUAAUUUGAAUUUUUUUUUUUGAAAAAGUCUAAUUUGAAAUUUUUAAACACUGUUUAUUAUACUAGUACCCUAAUGCAAAACCAAACACACAUUUUGAAGUAGAUUUUUCAUUUUGCUUGGUUA